UCGUAGUAGGCGGAGGCAAGAAGCCACACACACACACUGGAGGGAACCCCAUCAGCUGUGGAAAGCAACACAGCUUGAAUUUACUUCAGUUUUUCUAACGCUCUUCUUCAGAUCAACCGAUUUCCCGUCGUUACUUGUCGAUAUGUGUUAUUGAUGAGCACAGCGAGGUCUCUGUGGAAGAAACGAUCAUCUUAUUUGAACGAGGAGAGCGCUGGAGGGAAAAGAAAACAGAAAACACGGACUACAGAAGGUGGCUUUGAAAGCAUGGAAUAUUUCAUGAUGCCGACAGAGAAGAUACCGUCCUUACAGCAGUUCAAGAAGACGGAGAAGGAUGUUAUCGGAGGUCUCUGCAGUCUGGCCAACAUCCCCCUCAGUCCAGAGACGGCCCAGGACCAGGAGAGACGAAUCCGCCGCGAAAUCGCCAACAGCAACGAACGCCGGCGUAUGCAGAGCAUCAAUGCAGGAUUCCAGUCCCUCAAAACACUCCUGCCACACACAGACGGAGAGAAACUCAGCAAGGCGGCCAUUCUGCAGCAGACAGCCGACUACAUCUUUACCUUAGAGCAGGAAAAAACGCAGCUCCUGGCACAGAACAACCAGUUUAAACGCUUCAUCCAGGAGUUUAGCGGCUCAUCGCCUAAAAGGAGGCGAGCAGAAGAGAAGGACGAAGGCAUUGGAUCUCCGGACACGCUGGAGGAAGAGAAGGUCGAAGAGCUGAGGAGGGAGAUGUUGGAGCUUCGGCAGCAGCUGGACAAAGAGCGUUCAGCUCGCAUGCAGCUGGAGGAGCAGGUGCGCUCUCUGGACACCCAGCUGCACCCGGAGCGUCUGAAGGUGAUCACCCAGCAGGUGGAGGAGGAGCAGGCACUCAUCCAGAGCCAGACGCUGUUGCGGCUACAGCAGAUCCACGCCGCCGACAGACAAACACACAGUCCACAGGUGCUGGCCCCUCCCCCUCCCCCCGCCCCCACCCACCACCCCACGGUCAUCGUCCCAGCUCCAACACUAACCCAGCACCCCCACCAUCACGUCACUGUGGUGACCAUGAGCCCGUCUGCCCACACCAGCACGGUGUCCACAUCCAGACAGAACCUGGACACCAUCGUGCAGGCCAUCCAGCACAUCGAACGCACUCAGGAGAGGAGAGCGAGCGCCGAGGAGGAGCAGAGACGAGCCGUCAUCGUCAGCCCCGCCCACGUCACCAUGGACACCGCCUGCUCAGACACAGACACGGACACAGAGGGAGAGGACUGCUCAAUGAACUGAUCCAUCCCCCCACCCCCCAUCAAAUCCCACCUACACACACGCAAACACUUAAAAUACCUAUUCACUGUAAGAUUCCCUCCAGGAGCUUGACUACUUUUUAAGAAAAAAAAAAAAGAAAAAAAAAUCUCUCUUUGGCAUUAUCCAAACUCCUAAAUCCAGUGGUUAAGCUCUGUGUCAGUCUUGUACUGUAAAAUCUCUGAAUAUUGAAAACGUAGGAUGGUCAGCGUGCAGAGGAGGCCCUGCGGGAGUUCUAGAGGCUGUUUUUCAAUGUCAGAGCCGGUCUGUGGCUACUUGAAAACUUAAGGGUCUUUUCGUGUAAAAAAGCUGUCAGCAUCAGUCCGCCCUUCAUGUGUGUUUAUGUGUGCUACAUACAGUCGCAGUAUCAAACUUUACCCCCUCGUCGCUGGCACACUGACAGUAUUACUCGUGCUACAAAUCGAUGGAGUCGGUAUAAUGGAGAGUUGAAUGUAACAACACAAUAAGCAAGCAGCUCUUGAUUCUGAAAUGAGGUAUUAAGUUGCAGUUUCUUCCCCCCCCCCGUCGUAUUUUUUAUUUUAUUUUUUCGUGUGUGUGUGUGUGUUAUUUCAGUGCCAGUGGCCGUGAAACCCAACUUAAAAAGGCUUUUUAGAAAUUUCAGAAUUUGGGACAAAUUCUUGUAAUCGCAGAGAUGAAUUCGAGGAUACGCGUCAAACAAAAUUAUGUCUGAUUUACUUGAAAAAGAAAAAAAAACUGUUGUCUUUAAUAUCUAAAUAAGCCCUUAAAGAAAAUAAGCUGUUGAACAACUUACAUCGGUCGUCUUUCGGUUGUUGUGUUUUCCGAGUUUUUGUUAGCAUUUACUUUGUGUCAGGGUUACUGAAUGCUGAAGGUGAACAUUUUGUUAAAUUGAGAUUAACAAAUUGGAGGUUUUCACAGGGAACCGGUUGCCCUGAGAUGAAUUUUUUCGGAUUUCAGUUGUGAGCCAACCAUCCCGUUUAUUUGUUAUCUACUAGUGACAGCGUGUGUCGUACUCUUAACAGAAGAAAAAA
Molecule: messenger RNA, 2288 nt
Organism: Stegastes partitus (bicolor damselfish)
Lineage: Eukaryota; Metazoa; Chordata; Actinopteri; Pomacentridae
Product: transcription factor AP-4-like
Exons: 7
Coding region: 154-1263 (369 amino acids)
Biological process (GO): regulation of transcription by RNA polymerase II
Cellular component (GO): nucleus
Molecular function (GO): RNA polymerase II cis-regulatory region sequence-specific DNA binding; protein dimerization activity; DNA-binding transcription factor activity, RNA polymerase II-specific
Source: RefSeq, a predicted model, not a curated record